Molecule: messenger RNA, 2337 nt
Organism: Cynoglossus semilaevis (tongue sole)
Lineage: Eukaryota; Metazoa; Chordata; Actinopteri; Pleuronectiformes; Cynoglossidae
Gene: mbtps2
Product: membrane-bound transcription factor peptidase, site 2
Exons: 12
Coding region: 223-1719 (498 amino acids)
Biological process (GO): regulation of response to endoplasmic reticulum stress; membrane protein intracellular domain proteolysis
Cellular component (GO): cytoplasm; membrane
Molecular function (GO): metalloendopeptidase activity; protein binding
Source: RefSeq, a predicted model, not a curated record
UACUCAAACGAAGAAGAGAAGACGGAAGUAACCCGGAAAUCUUUAUUUUCUUUCAUUUCAUUUCGUUUUCGUCAUAUUUCAUCAUCUUUGGUAAGAUUUUUUGGAGAGUGUCUGCUGUCGAAAAGAGUCCCGGUGCUUCGGGGGUCCACAGAGAGAAUAUCAGCGCGAAGACCGCGUGAUGAAGGCGGCAGAGAGCGAAGAAGUUCCCCGAUAAGAGUCGCUAUGAUUCCGGUGUCGGUGCUGGUGUUUGUCAUGGUCGCUUGGUCCGCGGUGUAUCUGACUGACACCAUCCUCAGGUCUUCAGUCAGUCACAGGAUCAGCUACCAAUCAUGGCUGUCCAGUCGAGGACUCUCCCUGUCUCCGUUCCACCUGCGCUGGCAGACGACCAUGUUCAAUGGACUCUUCUCCUACUGUGCUCGCAUCAGGCCUGGAGCUCUUUAUGUGUGGUUCACCAGUGGUCUGGUGUUUGGAGUGGUGUCCAUGUUGGGCUCCGUGGUUUUGUUGAUCAGGACUCUUCAGCAGACCAUCACUCAGAUGACCACCAACAACCCAGGUGCAGGAGGACAGCAGGCUCUGCAGGUGGUGGUUCCUGGCGUUAACCUGCCCACCAACCAGCUGGGCUACUUCUUCCUGGCUCUGCUGCUCAGUGGGAUUAUACAUGAACUUGGCCACGCGGUGGCAGCACUGAGGGAGCAGGUUCGGGUAAAUGGUUUUGGCCUGUUUGUGUUCGUGGUUUAUCCCGGUGCCUUUGUGGAUCUGUUCACGUCUCAUCUCAACCUCAUCUCUCCCACGCAGCAGCUGCGCAUCUUCUGUGCAGGCGUCUGGCACAACUUUGUCCUGUGUGUGGCAGCGUUGCUCCUGCUCUUCCUGUUGCCUGUUCUCCUGUUUCCUGUUUACUCCACAGGAGGGGGCGCUCUGGUCAUUGAUGUGGUGCAGGGCUCAGCAGCAGACGGCCCUCGUGGUCUUGCAGUUGGAGACCUGGUGACAUCACUGGAGGAUUGUCCAAUCAGAGGAGUCAGCGACUGGAGCAGCUGUUUGUCACAUCUGUCCCACAACCCACAGACUGGAUACUGUGUCCCUCGGGCCAGUCUACAGCCCAGCUGGGCCCACGGACGACCUUUCAAGCGUCUGGAUGGAAGCAUGGACUGUUGUAGCAACAAGAGUCUGACUGACCUGUGUUUCUACUACAGCCCAGACCAGAGCGGUGGAGGCAGAGAGUACUCCUGUCUGCCCGUCCGUAAGAUGGUGUCAGGGUCGCGUUUGUGCAGUACCGACGACGACUGCGUCUCUGACUCUGAGCAUCAGUCCAGCGUGUGUGUGACUCCGUCACUGGAGAACCAGACGCGCUUCAUCAGGGUCGCACACCCGCCUCACACCCACAUGCUGUUUGUGGGCUACCCCCCACACCUGCAGUACGCUGUGAGUUUGACGAACUUUGUUCCUCGCUUCAGUUUCCUUCACCUGGACCUGCCCGUCUUUUUGGAGACGUUUUGCAAGUACCUGCUGUCGCUGUCCGGAGCCCUGGCCGUCGUCAACUCGGUUCCAUGUUUUGCUCUGGAUGGUCAGUGGAUCCUGAACGCUCUCCUCGAGGCUACGCUAGCGUCGGUGGUUUCGGACCCUCAGAGACGUGAGAUGAUUGGUUUCUUCCUACUGCUGGGGGGCAGUGCUCUGCUCGCUGCCAACGUGGCUCUGGGUCUCUGGAUGGUCACGGCCCGGUAACAGUAGAAAACUGAACACGGGCAACAAAGUAAAGCGGACCAUCAAACGGUGAAAAGGGACCAAAACUCAGUCAUCCAGCAGAACCGCUAAAUGUCCAGAGGUUUUUGACCAGUGGAUCGGGACUUUGUUGGUCCGGUCCUGACCGGACCAACAAAGGUUCACUGCUUCUAUUUGAAGCUGCCAAAAACACACUACACUGUCUGUGGUGACUGAACAGACUACGAUGGAGCUUGGACAGUUCCAUGGUACCGUUACUGGGAGUAGGACAUUUCUUACUUUUACUUUUACUUAUUCUUUCAGUAAACACGACUCGGGAGACGUGAACACGAAUCAGGAAAGGUAAACGUGACUCGGGGAAAAAAAACACGACUCAGCCGAAGUCCAAAUUUGAGUUCAUCUCUUGCCGAUUCCUCAAAUAUACAACUUAAUUUGAAGUUUCAGAGAAAAAGCACAAAAAGAAAUUGAAGGAAAAAAAAUGAAGGGAUACAAAUGAUUGGUUUUUUACUGCAUGAAAUAAUGAAAUAAUGAAAGCCAUGUUUUAAAAUUCUGCAGCUGUGGUUGUGACUAAGUGUAAAAUUCCAACGUGGAAUAAAAAUGUUUGGGUUUUUUUCAGCUGUU